CGAACAUUCCAGGCAGCAGCCGUGGCCCGCGCGGGGCAUAAGCGCAUCAGCCUGACGUCUUGCGACCAACUUUGGAUGCGCCACUCGCUGCCUUGACCAGCGACCGCCAUUGCAUUGAUCAUUAACCAUUGAUCAUUAAUCUCCAGCAUCCAGGGCAAACCGAGCAGCUCAUCACAGACGCACACUCAACCAAGCAGCCGGCACCAGCCUCAAUCGCCCAUCAUGCCGUCAAUCAGCGACUUGCCCGCCGAGAUCAUCAUCAAGAUCUCGCGCUCCCUGACCACCCAGGAUCUGGGCAACCUGCGCCUGGCCAGCAAGCGCACCGAGGCUGCCACCUUCCUGCCCUUUGCUCGCGAGUUCUUCUUCAAGAAGCAGUUCAUGCUCACCGAGCCCAGCCUGCAAACCCUCAUCGACAUCGCAGAACACCCCCAGCUCGGCCCUCAGUUGUCGCACCUCGUGCUGGGGCUCGACGGCUUUGCAGAGAAUAACCCGCUCAGCUGGAACUUCAACGUAGAGGGCACCCAAGACCAGGUCGCCGAGCUCACAACCCGCCACAGCGCCCAGAUAUGCCUGCUGCAGAGCGGCGAAGCCCGUGAAAUGCUCGCUCACGCAUUGCAGAGACUGCCGGGCCUGCAAACCAUUGGUAUACGCGACUUUUGCUCCAACACGCGCAACCGGGAUCGCGGCGCCUGGCGCAGCUACGGCUCCGUCGCGGCCCAAAAUGCCACCGGCUUGCCAAUGGACAUGAGAGCCCACGCCGGCCCGACGGCCACCGCCGUCUUUCCCAUCGUCAUCCGAGCCUUGGCCAGUGCCCAACGUACAGGCGUCGACCUCGAGGUGAUCCUCAGGACGACCGGUGAGGGCCUGACCGAUAACGCCUUCGCUCUCUCCUCCUUUACCCGUCACCAGACUCUUCCUGUCGUCAAGAGUCUGCGCAAGCUGCACCUUGACGUCCGACUAAUCACCCCCCACACCAUGAGCUUCCACGAUGGAGCCGACAGCCAGGAUAACCAUCUGGACUCGUGGCUGCUUAAAAGUCACCUCCAGAGCUUCCUUUCCCAGGCAUCCAGCCUUGAGUGGCUGCGUUUGAACAUGAAGCACGGGUGGGAGAAUCCCGAAAAGCCCAGGCUUCUCCUCAGCUGGAUCGCCCUCCCACUCUCGAAGCCCGUACCUGUGCCCGGGCACUUCGUCGCCGCGCUCAAGAGGCUAGACCUCGGCGAUGUUUGGGCGAGCCGGGCCUUGUACUGGGCCGUCAUCAAUAAGUUCAAGGACACGCUCGAGGCCUUGAGUCUCUGGAACACCAAAAUCACCAUCUCCGCAGCCCAGUACGAGGACCGGCUAGACCAGUGGACCCAACUCUUCAAGCAGCUCGCUGGCCUCCCGCACCUCAAGGAGGUCACUCUCGGCAGACUCAGGGUGUUUCCCGACUACCCCACCCUGGAUUGCCGUAGGGGGCCCCAGCUCGGCCUCGGUGCCGGCGGCGAUGGCCCAGAGACUCAUUAUCGUGGGAAGGGUGCUGCCGACUUCCUCCAGCAGCUGGCCAACCAUGCACAGCUCGAUUGGGACCCUCUGAAGCCCAGGGCUACCCACGCUGGCACUAUGGAAGACGAUGAGGACGAUAACGACAGCGAUGAAGGAAGCAGCGAGUUCAACGCUAGCGGCGAUGAUGAUGCCAUGGACGAGGAUGCCUGAUGUCGCGAAUGGGAACCUGCCUGGCUUUGGGUUGAAGCCAGCCAACCAUGCGCAAAUGUGACUUUUUUUCUCUCUGGUUUGACGCUGCUUUCGAGAGAGGGAGACUUUGAUGCACAUGUCUAUCAGGGCAUCGAUGUGGCUCCGAGUGCAAAGAGGUAGAGUCAAACAAUCUUAGCCCAGGGACCAAUAUCCAGCUUCCGCUGGUUCACGAAAGGCUUACCAAUCGCUAGAUAAAGCCAAGCCGUGCGUAACGUAAAUGCAUAAACUAUGGAUGAGAAGUUGUUCACCAGCCACGCUUGUCACAAAGAAAAUGGCAGUCCCACCUACCUUGACAACGGAAAGGCGAUUAGGACUGCAUGAGCAGGAAUAAGAGAAAGAAAAAAAAGUAGGAAAAAAAGAAAGAAAGAAAAAGAGGAAAGCCCAUAGCAUUAACCAUUUUAAUCUUCAAAUUUUGUAAAACUGCUAUCUUUUUUUUGUAGUGGCGUGACGGCUUCUCUUUCUGGCUGGGGACUGUCGGGUUGCGGUUGGAUAAAUAAUUUCCCAAUCUAGUUUCGGUUAAAUCGCUGGAAAUAAGGAAGCUCUUUACAUUAGCUGCGAUAAAAACUCAUUGCCCCUUUUGAUAUUAGCCGGUUGCGAGCCAGCCAGCUAACGAAGGAAAUGGGAGCCAAAAAUGUGUUUCGCAGCAUUACCAAUCAAUAGACUUUAGCAACUCUAGCACUUGCG
Molecule: messenger RNA, 2415 nt
Organism: Gaeumannomyces tritici R3-111a-1
Lineage: Eukaryota; Fungi; Ascomycota; Sordariomycetes; Magnaporthales; Magnaporthaceae
Exons: 1
Coding region: 223-1692 (489 amino acids)
Molecular function (GO): protein binding
Source: RefSeq, a predicted model, not a curated record